Messenger RNA from Physella acuta, 2459 nucleotides. RefSeq lists its product as uncharacterized. Lineage: Eukaryota; Metazoa; Mollusca; Gastropoda; Physidae. The record is from RefSeq and is a predicted model, not a curated record.
CUGGCAUCAAGCCAAUCUUUUUUCUUUAUUGAAAUUAUAUCAGCUCAAAUCUAGAAUGGGAACUAUGGAAACAACCAUUUUUCUUUUCACCCACGUGCUUAUUUUUGUUAUACCAGGUAUCUUAUCUUGUCCACCUGCCGAGGAGGGAAUGUCUUAUGACCUUAAGUAUUCGACGGUCAAUUUAAAAAAGGAAACGACCAUGGUCAUGUGGACAAAAGACGACAUCCUAGUCGCUGAAUGUCCAGUUCUGAAUGGGGAAUGUGUGAUCAAUGAUGUCUACUGGUUGUCGGCUAGAGUAGAACAGAUAAACGAUAUGUUAACGUUUCACAUACACAUACAUAAUGUCUCUAGAAGGAUUCCCACUAACCCUGCAGGGGUAUGGAAGUUGAGAACACAUACAUCAAGCCCUAAUGUUGAAGUUUUCUAUCAUUGCAGCUUACAAGUAUACGCGAAACCGAAAGAUGUGUUCUGUGAUUUUGUUUGGUCCAUCGACACUUUAGACAUUACAUGUAGUGUUACACGUAUCUAUCCUGAGGCCAUGAUGAUUGUCAACAAAACAAACACUCACUUUGGUCCCAUUUCAUGCACGAACACCAAACUCAAUGAGGAACCUGUUUAUUAUAAAGCUAAUUGUAAUACACAAUUUCUCCAUCAACAAUUACACGUGGUAGCGGAUUACUUCAAUUUCUUUAUUUAUCCUAACAUCAUUGCUGCGUCUAUAAAUAUGCAAUCCGGCGUCAAUACCACAGCAUCGUUGCAUGCAGAACCCGCAUAUGUUGUCCUGAAGGAAUGCAGUUUAAGAGAAAAACGAAUAAAUUGCAGUUGUAGGGGAUUGGAUAAAGGCGUAUCAAUUGUUGAUAAUUACAUUCACAAUAACAGGAUUGACUACACAAACAAGGACGUUUUCAACAACCAAUACGCCACAGAAGAAGAAAUGUCAUGCAAACCAACAAGGUAUUCUAUAAAUGGAGAAAGUCGCAUAUAUUGUGACAACAGUGCAGUUAUUGUUCUUGCUCUUGUUUGUGUGGUAAUGACCAUAACGACGUUGAUACUCUUCUUCUUUUAUACAAACAGAUGUAGGCUGUUAAGAGAUAUGGUAUUUAUGCUUCGGAAAACAAAUUACAGAGAUAUUCACCAAAAUCCCAUUGGAGAAUCUGCUUUCGAUUUUUCGUUAGUAGCCAUUGACACUUCAGAAAAAGAAGAUUUUACAGCUUGCUUGCUUAACCAAGAGACAACCCAACAGUCUUUAACAGCAAAAAUGUACCCUAACUUGCUAGAAGGAGCUAGCGCCCAGAGUAUGAAACCAAAAAUUGUGGAUAAAAUUCACCUUAUGACUACAUCUUCGGUAUUACUGAUUGGUACACGAAAUAGCAAUAAAGAUCUGUUGAAGAGAUCAAUGCUUCAAAGAGAAUAUUGUCUUGAAAAAACAGAGACCAAGAAAACUAUUGUUGACUUAAAAACUAAGAAAGAUUUGUUUGAAAUAGGACGAAAUUGGAAAUUAGUUUUCAACCAAAUUAAACUACCAGAUGAGGAGAAAAUACAGUUACACUUCACCAAGUAUGACAAUCACGUUAUUAAACUAGUGGACGGACCAGUGUAUGAUACAAAUAACAUUAACACAUUUAUUGAAGACAUGAAAGCUUGUAUUACUUUAAGUAAUGAGGAAUUUAAAGCAAUAAUCGUAGCAUUUACAAAUGACAGAGCUAAUGAUUGUAAUUCUGUUAUUAAAAUUCUGCAUGACUCUUUCGGAUUCGACGUAAAUAAUGUCAUUUCAGUCAUCAUAUACGAAACUGAAUUGAAAAUUGGGAAGGAAAUAAAAACUGAUUAUGCGACAGUUAAAAGUGUAUGUGGAGAGAGAAUGUUGAUGUACGACAUCGAGAACCACACCGAGGAAGUUAAAUCGUUGAUUUCUCUUGUCAGUCAGAUGGAAUAUAAUUCCAACAAUCAACUGCUACGUAUCAAAACCCAACGGUCGCUGCAAUACGGCGAAUCGGAAAAAAUAUUACAAAACAUUUGUUUACUGCUCGAAACAGUUUUGGACGAGUCGCAAAAUUUGCACGGCAAAAAUAAAGAGCUGGUUGAUCAUCUUGAAAAUGUGUGGAACAAAUACCACGAAUACUACGAGAAAGGUGAUAAAUUAACUGCAGAUAGCAAUCACACACUAAAGAUGGACAAAAGUGUCAUCGAAGACGUAACACAUUUAAUUGAAUGUUUUCGAAACAUCUAUUCUGUAGCUGAGCCAAUGAGAAGAAGUAAAGAAAUAUUAAUGCCGUCUUUUAAAACAAGUUACCAAAACUUCCAUGAUUGGUACGUAAUGUCUGUAAUUAAAGACAAGGAAAAUUUGCUGGACAGCAAUUUAAAAAUGAGACUGUCUAAAGUCGUGAGUAAAUGACCAAGGUAAAGUAAUGCUACUAUAUUGUCAAUCAAAAUGUUUAAAAUGUGUUUACUUUUUUUACUUA